Zootermopsis nevadensis is the source of this 2246-nucleotide messenger RNA. Its product is annotated as F-box/LRR-repeat protein 5. Gene Ontology annotation, biological process: positive regulation of protein ubiquitination. The record is from RefSeq and is a predicted model, not a curated record. NCBI's taxonomy places the organism in Eukaryota, Metazoa, Arthropoda, Insecta, Blattodea, Termopsidae. Gene Ontology annotation, molecular function: protein binding.
UGAUACGCCUACCUGAGACACCUAUAUGCUUUGAAUCUCUCGAACUAUUGAAAACAAAUACAAAUCGACAACCGAAACAUAAGUAAUGGUUUGAAGUUCUGGACCCUGUAAAAAUGGCGAAAGUGAUCCCAGAGGAAGUAAAUGUCUUUUACAUACCACAUUUACGUAUGAAACAACUUGUUAAACGGUAUUCAGAAGAGAUACAAAGGACUGAUUUCACAAGCAGUGUAGCCCUCCAGUCAUUACUUCGACACCUACACGAUACAUUUGUUGAGGUUAAGUGUCAUGAAGAUAUUGAAGACAACAUCAUACUGGAAAAACUACAAAAACGGCUGAAGUCACAUCGCGUGGAUAAUGUGACUGUUUGUGAUUGUCAUUCAAACAGCCAAAUUGGUCAGAUGAUGGCUCUGAUUGAUGAUGGAAUAGCUGUGAGAAGCAGGUCUUCAGAGGAUUCCAUGGCUUUCGGUAUGAGAUUACAGCAGGCGCUAAAUGACUUCACUUCUACCUUUUUGCCACAUAUGGAACAAGAAGAGGAGAUUUUUCAGCCUCUCUUGGUAAAACACUUUGAAUACAGUGAACUGCAGAGUAUUCAGCAGCUUGUGAUAGUGAAGCAUUGUGCACUUACUAAUAAUGUAAUCUAUGAGACAUUACAUACAGGCUUGUAUUCAGAAGAUGAUGAGCUGUGGGUGAUGGAAAAGCAGUCAGGAGACGGUAAAAGAAUGGCGUAUUAUGAGUGCAUCAGGAAUGAAUUGAACAGUGCAGUAAGCCAGCAUGCUGUUUUUGAACACUUGCAGUCUUUUAUGGGUAAUAGCAUUUACACAGGACAUGGCAGUCCAGAUGAAGAGACUGCUAGUGUAGUGAUGACCCAGGACUGCACAGGGGGGCCCACAUUCAUGGACAUACCUGACCUAGCAGUAACAAAAAUUUUCUCAUACCUGGACCCUCCUGAUCUUGGACGUUGCGCUCAGGUGUGCUGGGAAUGGAACAAUCUAGUAUACCAGCCUUGCCUGUGGAGGAGGGUGUGCCCCACUCAGUGGGCUGUGGGUCUGUGGCGGUAUGAGAAGAACUGGAAUGCUGAGCAACACAGGAUUUCAGUACUACAUGGUCGCAGACAAAAUGACUAUUCAGUGCAAGGAAUUAUCCUGCAUGAUUUGCCAUAUUUUGGUUUGGGAAUUGUAGAGCCAGACGAUUCAGUGUUGUUAGAUAUUCCACAUGCAUAUACAGACCUGGUUAAUAGGUUCCAGUCUGAAUUCAGGAUAAUUUCUGGGUUAUUGAGGUUUGUCCUUUGGCGUGUGGGGUCAGGUGUCAAAGAGCUCAACCUUGGUGCAUCUUGUGUUUUAAACGAUAUGAUUCUGAAUCUGUUUAUGCUCCAGUGUCCCAAUAUUGUUUGUCUGGAUGUUAGCUACACAGCACUCUCCUUCAAGGCAUUCCAUGGCCUGAAGGGGAAUGGUAGCUGCAGGCUCCUGACCACAGUAAGCUUCUCAGGAUGUGAGAAUUUGGAAGACUCAGCAAUCAUAUCCCUAACAAAAUGCUGGGAAAAUGAGCCAGAGGAAUUUAAUGAUGAAUUAAUAGACAGAGACAUGCAAAGAAACUUGUCUUCUGUUUUAGUCUUGUCAACACUCUUGACUGAGAAGGAACUUUUGAAGUCACUAAUUGGCAUUUCUGAUAGAAGAAUGCAGUCAGGCACUGGAAGAGAUGAUGAAAUGCUUGUGUCUAUACCGUACAUUGAGUGCAGAAAAAAGGCCAGGGUGUCAGGGCUGCAUUCCUUGAUUCUUUCAGGCUGCCACAAGCUUACUGAUAAGAGUCUCGAAGAAUUAAUUAAAUCAAGUACGUUCACACAAAAGCUCAGAUUACUGGACAUGAGCGGCUGUUUCCGAUUCACAGCACGCAUGCUAAAUAACCUAGUAAAUAAAUGUCCUAUCCUCAGCCCCGAAUAUCUCUUUUAUUGUGACCAUAUAACAGGUGGUCCCUACAGCAAUGAAGCAAAUGGUUGCAACAAUCUUCAGAGUGCAAAACGAGCAUGCUGCAUACCACCUGAGUGAGUGGUUACCAAUAUGGCAGAGGAACCUUCCAGAUCCAUCUUUAGGGUUUAUGUUACUGGGAAUUACAGUAUUAAUCCAAUGAAGUAUUUAAACUGUUACACUGAAAACACACUGCAGUUAAUCCAGAAUAAAAUUAAAAAUAAAUAUAUAUUAUUCUUCUAAAUUUGCUUCCAAUAAAGGAAACUGCUGCUGCUAAAAUAAUGC